AUGGACGGGAAGCGGAAUAUUGUCGUCGUCGGAGGCGGCAUCAUUGGCUGCACAACAGCCUACUACCUCACCCGCCAUCCCAAGUUCAACCCGGCCCUGCACACCGUCACCCUCCUCGAGGCCGCGCCCUCUGUCGCCCCCGGCGCCUCGGGCAAGGCUGGCGGCCUCCUCGCCCUCUGGGCCUACCCGGCAUGCCUGGUCCCGCUCUCAUACCGCCUGCACGCCGAGCUAGCUGCCGAGCAUGACGGGCCCCGGAGAUGGGGCUACCGACGUCUCGGAUGCGGGAGCUUUGACGCUGUCGUGUCGCGGGACCGCAUCAAGGCUAUGCAGCAGGUUAGUGAGGAUGGAAAGACUUGGGAGAAGCUUCCCAAGCAGAAUGGCGCCGCAAAGGAUCUUCUCGAGGCUGGCAGUAUACCUGAGGACCUUGACUGGGUCGACCACGACAUAAUCGACAACUGGUCUGAGAUGGGUUCGCCUGGUGCCACCGAGACAGCCCAGGUGCAUCCUCUUCACUUCACAACAGCCAUAGCUGAGCUCGCUCAGCAAGCCGGCACAAGAAUACACACCAAUGCCAAGGUGACAAAGGUAAAUUCCUCCAAGGCUGGCGUCGAGAGUGUCGAGUACCUGGACCGCGAGACGGAUGAGAAGAAGACGAUUGAGGGCGUGACCGACAUAGUCGUAGCUGCGGGGCCGUGGACAUCAAAGGUGCUGCCUCGUGCCAAGAUCGAGAGUUUACGGGCUCAUAGUGUCGUGUACGAUGUUGAAGUCAGCCCUUACGCCAUCUUUACAGAUAUCGAGCUGCCGCCGGACUUUGUCCCUGAGCAUCGCGCCAAGAUGGGGCAGAAGAGGAGGCACAAGGGCCGUGUUGAUCCUGAGAUCUAUGCAAGGCCGUUUGGCGAGGCGUAUGCUUGUGGUGAGCCCGAUACCAACGUCCCCCUCCCAGAGACGGCAGACCAGGUAGAGUGCGACGAAGCCCAAUGCGACGACAUCAUCUCGUACCUCGGCACCAUCAGCCCCAUCCUAGCCGCUGCGCCCAUUAAGGCCAAGCAGGCCUGCUACCUCCCGCGGCACAUAAGGUUCGGCCAGGAGAGCGGCCCGCUGCUCGGCAGGACUACGGUGCCGGGAUUGUUUGUCGCGGCUGGCCACACGUGCUGGGGCAUCCAGAACGGGCCGGGGACGGGCAAGCUCAUGUCCGAGUUUGUGUUUGACGGGGCGGCAAAGAGUGCCAACGUCGACAAGCUGGAUCCUAGAAAGUUCAAGGUUUGA
Fusarium keratoplasticum is the source of this 1266-nucleotide messenger RNA. RefSeq names its product DAO domain-containing protein. The transcript has 3 exons. The record is from RefSeq and is a predicted model, not a curated record. The coding region runs from base 1 to 1266 and encodes 421 amino acids. Lineage: Eukaryota; Fungi; Ascomycota; Sordariomycetes; Hypocreales; Nectriaceae. Gene Ontology annotation, biological process: retrograde transport, endosome to Golgi. Gene Ontology annotation, molecular function: oxidoreductase activity. Gene Ontology annotation, cellular component: late endosome; cytoplasm.